UCUUGGCGAAAUGUCGGCAAGUCAGAGCGCCGACGACCCUUCGCAUUUUCUGAGAUAUUUCUAUCGCGCUACUCCAGAUUUCACUGCCGAAACCGUUCCACCAGCAAAUCUUCCACAAUGAGACCUCUCACAGAACCCGAGACCAAGACGCUAUUUGAAAAGCUUGCUGCUUACUGCGGCAAAGGUAUUCAAGAUCUGAUUACGGCUGGUGGCACAGAUGAUCGCCAUGUCUUCCGCGUGCAGGGCUCUAGAGUAUAUUAUGUUCGCGAGUCGCUUGCCAACCUGGCCACAUCUGUAAAGCGCGAUAAUCUUCUCUCCCUCGGUACCUGCCUUGGAAAAUUCACCAAGACCGGAAAAUUCAGGCUGCACAUCACCGCGCUGUCGAUAAUCGCACCCCACGCACGCUAUAAGAUCUGGGUCAAAGCCAAUGGAGAAAUGCCGUUUUUGUAUGGUGGAAAUGUCUUGAAGGCACAUGUGGGCAGGUGGAGUGAGGAUUGUCCCGAGCAUCAGGGUGUCAUAGUACUAAGUAUGAACGACACAUAUCUGGGAUUCGGAGUCUCAGCACGUUCCACGGCCGAGGCGCGGAAGUUGGAUCCCACAGGAGUCGUCGCAUUUAGACAGGCGGAUAUUGGAGAAUACUUACGAGAGGAAGACACGUUGUUCACCACAUGA
This is a messenger RNA of Periconia digitata, 672 nucleotides long. The record is from the annotation of a GenBank genome assembly. NCBI's taxonomy places the organism in Eukaryota, Fungi, Ascomycota, Dothideomycetes, Pleosporales, Periconiaceae.